Messenger RNA from Neofelis nebulosa (Clouded leopard), 1345 nucleotides. RefSeq lists its product as uncharacterized. The transcript is spliced from 6 exons. The record is from RefSeq and is a predicted model, not a curated record. The coding region runs from base 1 to 618 and encodes 205 amino acids. Lineage: Eukaryota; Metazoa; Chordata; Mammalia; Carnivora; Felidae.
AUGGCCCAUGUUGGAGUUGUGGAUUUCUGCACACAGAAUAACGGGGGCUGUGCAAAGGUCGCCGAGUAUCCCAGGAGGGUACGAAGGUCUCCUGCAGCUGCCAGAAGGGCUUACAAGGAGGAUGGCCACAGCUGCACAGAGAUAGACCCUUGUGCCGAUGGCCUCAAUGGUGGGAGUCAUGAGCGUGCCACCUGCAAGAUGACGACCCCAUCUGCUGAGGAAUAUGCCCUUCCUGAAUGUGGCAAAGAGCAGAUCAAAGAAGUGAGAAUCAGAGGACAUGGAGAAAACAUAGGAUUUGAAUUCAGAAGAUUCUAUUAUUCUCUAGGACUUACUAGCCGUAAAACCUUGAGUGUCACUUUCCUUGAAACUCCAUUUCUCUUCAAUAAAUUGGGGACAAAAGUGACACCUGCCAAAUCGGAGCACAGAGGAAAGGCCACAUGGGGACACAGUGAGAAAGCAGCCAUUUGUAAGCCAGGAGGUGAGAUCUCACCAGAAACCAACCCUGAUGGCACCUUGAUCAUGGACUUCAAUUCUCCAGAAGGCCACAAGGCAGCGCCUCCACUGACGCUUGCGGUGACGAGAGCUAAUUCUGUCGCAACCCGUGGUCUGGCUGACUGACGCUUCCGGUCCAACUGGGAACAGGUUAAACCAUACGGCACGUCACAGCUCAUCUUCCUUCAUUGGUGAGAGUACACGUGGGUUCUGGUUCCGGUGGAGAGGCAUACGGCUUCCCAGGAAGCGGAUUCGCGCAUCUCGAGAAGGCAAAGGGGAUGCGAUCUCCCAGAAGACCCCCUCUCAUCAAAGACUGCUUCAGACUCUGAUCUCUCCGGAGCUCUACCCACUUGAGGGGUUAGGAGGCAGAACAUCACGCUCUGCUGGUGGCAUCUCCUACGUAUCGGCUCAAGUAAGCAGACAUGUUAAUCCAGACACAAAGGGGGUUAGUUGCCCAGGAUUGGGAAUGUGUUUAACGCCUUCAGGUCGCCCGCAAUCCCUGAGAAUUAACUCAUCAAAAUAUCCUGCACGGCCCCUGAAUGAUCCAACACCAGUCUCCAAACUAUUACUGUUUGUGCUCCACUGUAUUACAGUAAGAUUAUAAAUAGGUGUAGAUUAAGAUCCUAUUUUCUCCUGCAGGUCACUGCCUGGUACCUAACAGGCACACUGAAUAAAUAAAAGAAUGAAUGAACUCAAUAAAUAUCUGUUGAACCAACUAAUUAGUGAAAGGGCACAACCAGGGCUUACAUUUAUGAAGUAUGCGAACCACUAAAAACAUCUGUGUCUUACUCAUUUUUUGUCCCGAGGGCUAUACAGGAAUUUGCAUGUAGUAUGUGCUCAAUAAAUAGUUGUU